CAUCUAAAUUUCACAUGCUCUUCCUUCUAAUAAUACUUUUGCCCUUUUUACCAUAUUUGACAAAUUUUAAUCUCCAACGCAGUCUCUUUUACUCCGUAUUUGCUUUCCUCUGUUUCUCGGUUCAUUUUAUUGUUAAUUCUCAGUCUUCCCAAUUAGUCUUCGUUCUUGGUUUUUUUUCUUUCUGUUCAGUUGUCCCCAAUCUCGGUUCGCUGUCUACCAACUCUCACUAGCCCUCUUUUUCUUAAUCAUUAGGGCUUUGAUUCUAUCUGUUUGUGGGUUUUUCAAUCUCAAUCAUUUGGUUGUUCAGUUUUUGUCUUGGUGAGUUAUUCUGAUAUCUCAACUCUUCUUCUUAGGGUUGGCUCUUCAUUUUCAUUUUUCUAUUUGUUUGUUUUUUCAAUUCGCUGUUUUUGGGUUGUUUAAAUCUGGUCUUCUUCAUUUUUCUUAAUUGGAGUUUCGUAAGAUCUCAAUUCUUGAUCUUGGAUUUGGGUAUUGUGUUUCUUUAAUUUACUGUUUAUAUUAAUUUGGUGGAAUUCAAGCGAUGUCACAAGGGUAUGCAAUUGAACUUUACUUUGAUCCUGCACUCGAAAACCAGGUCUUGAAGGCCUGGAAUGUAUUGGCUCGUCGCCAAAUCAGUACUCAGCUCAUCGAAAUUGAAUCUAGACCUCACAUCACUCUCUUCUCCAGCCCUUUUAUCGACCCCUCAAAGCUCGAAAACGCCAUGAAAGCUUUCUCUUCAAAGCAAGAACCUUUAUCCCUAUCUUUCUCAUCCAUUGGAAGCCUUCCAAAUGACAACAAUGUUCUCUUUCUUGCUCCAACACCAUCACUAUCUCUCCUUCAGUUUCAUUCGCAAUUGUGCGAUGUGUUGAAGAAGGAGGGGUUGGAAAUUGGAGAGGAGUCUCGCCCAGAAUCAUGGAUUCCUUAUUGUCCUGUUGCUGAAGAAGUGCCCAAGAGUCGGAUGGCGGAGGCGUUUACUGUUUUGCGGGACAUGAAGCUGCCAGUUACUGGGUAUGCAAUGGAUAUUGGAUUGGUCGAGUUUUCGCCCGUUCGUGAGCUCUUCUCCUUUGUGCUCGGUAACACAAUUGAAGCAUGAGAUUUCAGGGGCUGAGGAAAACAGUAAAGAAAGGUGGAAGAGAUGCAUCCAAGAAUUGUUCAAUGGAAAUUUUGUUAGGUACUUAAAAUUGGAGGAUUCGGGUACUUUUUAUGAUGUCAAAAAACAUUUCCCCUUGGAAUUAUAAUUUUUUAGAUUACAAUGCCUUGAUAAAAUGCUGAUGGAUGGGUCUAGGAUGAAUUAGUCAAUUAAUUGAGGUAUGGAAGUAUAUGGGGAAUGAAGGGUGUCUUGGUUGGUGGUAUGUUUAGUGAAUUUUUUUAUCACGAAGAGCUGUGUUAUAUGGACUCCCCUAUUUUUCUCAAUUGACUGGUGUUGAUACGAUAUGACAUGGAUAUUGAUAUGGGAUGUGUUCAACGCAUAAAUCCAAAUUGGGCAUCAUGAUCCUCUAUUUGUAAUUAUGGAAGAAGAAGAAAAUAAAGGUCAAAUUUGAUAGCUUGUGAGAUAGAUUGAAACCUCUUUAACACGUAUAGCAUCUAAGUGUGGAGGACAUGUUUACUUACUCCUAUCUAACUUUGGCCACAUUUCAAGUGUAGUCCCCUGUAUCGGAUUUGGGAUCCAAGGAGAUCCGAGAUAUUGGCAUAUACCCCCAACCAGAUUUAUGUACUUGAGUCCAAGUAACAUAGAUGAAGAAUAAUAGUAGAACUAGAUUAAUAGUGGCAAAAUCAUUUAGUACCCACAUAUGUAAGAAAUAUAUUAGAGAUAUUUAAAGAUGCAAUGAAUUGGAGCAAAUCAUAGCACUAGUAAUAUGAUAUAGUGCAUGUAUGAUGGAUAUGCAAUGAGAAAAUUCAAAGGAGUUAUUUUCAGGUUUCAAUUACAGUUAACUGAUAUCUGGGGUUAACAAUUGGAUUGUAUCCUUUUUCUGAUAAAUAUUGGAUGCAUUUCCUUUUUCUGAUGUGUUCAAACUGAGAGAGAGAGAGAGCGCGACUGAAUCUGUAUUUCAUAUAAUAUAAUAAACCCUAAAACAAAAGAAAUCUUGUACUCCCCCUAUCCCAAAAAGAAUGACCCAACAUAAUGACCCUACCAACUAUACAUAAUUACAACAUGACCUAACAUAUAUAUAUAUAUAUAUAUAUAUAUAUGUUCUAACACUCCCCCUUAGGCUGGAGAAUAUAUAUCAUAUAAUCCCAGUUUGGAACAGAUAGUCUUUAACCGAUUAUGACCCAACGCUUUGGUGAACAUAUUAGCUAGUUGAUCCUCAGACUUCACAAAUGGAGUACAAAUGCUCCCACUUGAUAUUUUUUCUCGAAUGAAGUGACAAUCAACUUCAAUAUGCUUGGUUCUCUUACGGAACACAGGACUGAAUGCAAUGUGAACAACCGCUUGGUUAUUACAGAACAAUGGAAUCGGAGCUUUAACUUUCAACCCAAAUUCCUCUAGAAAAUGUUGUAUCCAUGUCAACUCACUAGUGGUAUGAGUCAUUGCCCUGUACUUAGCUUCAGCACUAGAUCGAGCUACUACCGUUUGUUUCUUACUCCUCCAUGUAACAAGAUUUCCUCCUACGAAUGUGCACUAGCCUUCAGUAGACCUCCUAUCUGAGGGAGAUCCAGCCCGGUCAACAUAUGUAAAACCUUCCACACUGAGAUGACCAUUCGAUUUAUAUAACAACCCAAAACCUAGAGCUUGCUUGAGAUACCAAAUAAUUCGAAAAAUAGCAUUCCAAUGUGGUACUCUAGGAGCUCCCAUGAAUUGACUUACAACACUAACUGCAUAUGAAAUGUCAGAUCGGAUGAUAUUGAGAUAAAUUGAUUUCCCAACUAAAUGUCUAUAUCUUCCAUGGUCAUCAAAUAAAUCACCCUCAUCAGACAAGAGUUUCAUAUUUGGAUCCAUAAGAGCAUCAGCAGGAUGCCCACCUAACAUACCUGUUUCUUUUAAUAAGUCCAACACAUAUUUCCUUUGUGAUAAACUUAUACCUUGCUUGGAUCUAUCAACCUCAAUACCCAAGAAAUAUUUAAGUUUACCUAAGUCUUUAGUGUGGAACCGAUUUUGCAUAAACAACUUCAACUUAGCAAUGCCAUCAGAAUCAUCACCUGUGAUAACAAUAUCAUCUACAUACAUGACAAGAAAUAUAAAACCAGCUCUAGUGUGCUAGUAAAAUACCGAAUGAUCUGUUUAACAUCUGUUAAGACCAAAAGCAAGUGCUGCCUUGGAGAAUUUCCCAAACCAAGCCCUUGGAGAUUGUUUUAAUCCAUACAGGGCCUUCUUUAGGCGACAUACAGCAUAACGAGACUCCCCCUAAGCAAAAAUCCAGUUGGUUGCUCCAUAUAAACUUCUUCAAGUAAGUCAUCAUGCAAGAAGGCAUUUUUCACAUCUAAUUGAAACAACGACCAGUUACAAUGGGCGACAAUGGAAAUAAGAACUCGGAUAGAAGAAAUCUGCGCAACAGGGGAAAAUGUCUCAUCAUAAUCAAUACCAUAAGUCUGGGUGUACCCCUUUGCAACAAGACGAGCCUUCAAACGCUCAAUAGAUCCAUCAUAAAGGUAUUUGACAGUGUAAACCCACUUACAACCAACCAGUUUGGAACCAGGAGGUAAGGGAACAAGGUCCCAUGUCCCAUUAUGAUGAAGAGCAUCCAUUUCAUCUACCAUGGCUUUGCGCCAAUCUAGAUUAGAAAGAGCAUCCUACACAGUCUUGGGAACAAAAGUGGAAGACAAUUUGGAUAAAAAAACAGGAAAAGGAGGGCGAAACAUAAUUAUAUGAGACAAAGUUAGAGAUAGGAUGUGUAGUAACACAAGAAUGAGUACCUUUGCGCAAGGCAAUAGGAAGAUCAUCAGUAGGAGGAGGAGCCUCAAUAGAAGUAGACAAUUGGGGGGAUGCUUCUUGUGGUCGUCUACUAUACACUUGAAGUGUCAGUGGUGGGACAGACUCAGGUGAAGUAGACACGACAGGCAAUGAAAGCAACAAAUCAGAAUUUAAAGACGAACCAUGUGAAUAGAAGUAAAGAGUGUCCUCAAAAAAGGUAACAUCCAUAUUCACAAAAGCACUACGAGUGCUAAGAUCCCAACAUUUAUAACCCUUUUGAGUUUGAGAGUAACCAAUAAAGACACAUUUAAUGGCAUGAGGAGACAAUUUAUCAAUGCCAGGACGUAAUAUACGAGUGAAGCGCACACAACCAAAAACAUGAGGAGUCAAUGCAAAUAACGGAUGAGUAGGAAAAACAAUAGAAUAAGGGCAUUUCCAAUUAAGAACGGACAAUGGCAUACGAUUAAUUAAGUAGCAAGCAGUUAAAACAUCAUCUCCCCAAAAUGCUUUUGGAAGAUGCAUAAGAAUCAAUAAAGUCCGAGCUAUUUCAAUUAAAUGUCUAUUUUUCCGUUUGUCGACUCCAUUUUGUUGAGGAGUAUAAGAAGAAGAAGUUUGGUGCAAAAUACCACGAGAGUCACAAAAUGUGGAAAUAGCACCUUUGACAUAUUCCAUAGCAUUAUCAGAUUGUAAAGUUUGUAUAACACAGCCAAAUUGGACCUCAAUUUCUUUAAAAAAUAAUUGAAAUAUGGAAAAAAGUUCAGAACGGUUUUUCAUUAAAAACAUCCAUGUCGUCCUUGAAUAGUCAUCAACAAAGGUAACAAAAUAUGAAAAACUUGAAUAACUGAUAUGACGAGAAGGACCCCAAAUGUCGGUAUGCACCAAUUCAAAUAAAGAAGACUGACGAUUAUCAAUACGAGGAGGAAAAGACACUUUAUGGUGCUUGCCUAAUUGACAUGACUCACAGUCUAAAGUUGACACCGACUCAAGAAAAGGUAGAUCAUACUUCAAGUGCCUCAAGGAGGGAUGACCUAACCGGUAAUGCUGCUGGCAUAUAGAAUCCUGUAAAUGGAGAGCAACGACACUAAAAGAUGAUUGGCAAUCCAAGUAAUAAAGGCCAUUCUUUUAAUGUUGCCACCUUGUCUUCUUCGUUUUGAGGUCCUGAAACACAAAAGGAAGGAUAAAAGGUCACAAAACAAUUAAGUGCUUGAGUUAGUUUACUAACAGAUAAUAAAUUAAAAGUAAAUUGCGGAACCAAUUGCACGGAAGAUAAUGAAAUGGAAGAAGUGAGUUUAACUGUGCUCUGACCAAUAAUGGGACGAGUUCUACCAUCUGCCAAAGUAACAAAAGAUGUGGAGGUAGACUUGUGGAAAUGAGAAAAUAGAGAUCCAUUACCCGUUAGAUGAGUAGAUGCCCCACAGUCGAGAACCCAAGAGGAGGAUGAGGUCUAUACAUCCGAAAAACAUGUAAUAUCACCUGAUUGGGCAAAGGUAACAACAUCAGCAAACUUAUGUUGUGCUUGGUUCAUCAAGGCUCUGAACUCGGCUUGAGAUAGUGUGACGGUGUCACUAUUAGAUGAACUCGAUGGCAAAACAGAAGCUGUGAUACCCCCGAAUUUCCGAAUGCGGGUUGGCCAGGCCCACGCCCGAAUACCCGAGGAUAUCAAAACAAAUUGAUAAUAAAUGAACACAGAGUACAAAAGAAUAAAGAAGAAUAAAUAAAAUGCUGACAAGAAACUAAAAUGAUAAUCUAAUAAUAAACCUCAUAAUAUAUUUCCAUUAAUUAAUAAACUCUUCUGAUACAACUGAUCCUCCAAAAUACAACUCGGGAAUCCAUACUGUGUGGACCCCUAGAAAAUCCAAACUAAACAAAUGACAGUAAUCUAAAACAGGAAACUGAAUCAUAAAGGAACUCCUAUGUAGUAUCGGAAGAAUGAAGUAGACUGAUCCCCGCUCAGCACGAACAACCUCUACUCGUGACGAACACCUGAAAAAUAAUGGUGGAUCAGGCCCACAAACAAGUUCUACUUUACUACAGUCCAAGCAGAGAUCCGAUACACGUAUACAUCCUAGUCAAUCCAACAGUAACUAGUAGUCCGUAUAUAUAUAUAUAUACACACUAAAUGAACCUCACUAGACUAUAGGGUUAUCUCAACCUGAAUAAUAGGCAACAUGCAAAACGCACAUAUAGUGGGCAUGAGUACCUAGAUCUACCAGGGUACACAACUACACUAUAUCUAGCUACACAUCCCUGGCGAUAUACGCGCCCUAAUCAUUGAUCCUGAGACUCAAGCUCAUAUCAUGGCACCAUACUUAUAUAUAUAUAAUCUAGUAACCAUCCUAUCCAGUAUAAAUUAAUCCUCCAUAAGUCAUUCAACUUGUUCAGCUGACCUGACUAGAAUAUAAGUAUGACUUAACAUUUUAGUUAAUCCAUUCUCAUAUAUAAUAAAUUAAUCCUUCAUAAGUCAUUCAACUUGUUCAGCUGACCUGACUUAAAUAUAAGUAGGAUUUAAUAUUUUAGUUAAUCCAUUCCCUUAUAUAAAAUAGGUAGGACUUAACUGAUAAGUUAAUCCAUCCCUAGAAUGCCACCGUCCCAUAUCGGUGCAUUAAACCACACAAUCCAACAAUUGAUGUAACAAUUAAGGAAAUACAUUAAACAUUUCAUAAAUAACUAUGAUAAAUAUAAUAUCAAGUUAUCACAUAAUAGGAAUGACUUAUUAUUUCUUUAAACUUCCUAUAUCAUAUGUCCUACACAAACUGAAUCUUAUACAUGAUGAUAUUUUAUUAUACCGUUAAAUAAGGAUUCUCUAUAUCCAAUUCAUCCUACACAUUUAAUCUCAAUUGCUAAAAUAUUUUAAAAGAUUAAAUCCAUUCGUUUGUUUAAAACAUUCAAAUAGCAAGCAUCAUUAUGAUUGAGUCUAUUUAAAUUUAUUAAAACCCAAACCUAGUCCUUAUUUAAUGUUCAGGAAUCCUAGGCAUGUUUCUACGUUCCAUCAUUCCACAGAUAUGAAAAAUACAUAAUUUAAACAUGUAAAAAUUCACAUAAGAAAUCAAAUCAAAAUCAUACAUUUUAUCAA
This is a messenger RNA of Cornus florida, 6920 nucleotides long. RefSeq lists its product as uncharacterized. The record is from RefSeq and is a predicted model, not a curated record. Lineage: Eukaryota; Viridiplantae; Streptophyta; Magnoliopsida; Cornales; Cornaceae. The coding region runs from base 539 to 1090 and encodes 183 amino acids. The transcript is spliced from 2 exons.